CUGGUAUCUCGAGCUGGACAUCCUCCAGAGUGCCUGUCUUCUUCCUUCUAAGCCUAAUGAAACCCAUCUGCACCAACAGCUCGGCCACGGGCCUGGUCCUUACAGGUGGAAGGUGUGCUCUGUCACGCAGCGAGUGUCUUUCUGCUUGACUCCGCUGAUUCAAUCUGCAAGCUUCUCCUGUCCUGGACAGAACCCAGGAAAUCCAAGCUAAGGCAGCCUGGCAAGCUAACCUUCAUAUCGGAGCUCCCCUCCUGAAGCUGUUCCCUUCUCUUCCUUGCUCCUUGUCUGGACCCCUUCUAGCGUGUCGAGCUUUUAGGAAGCCCUAAACUUCUGGUGAAAGCUCCUGGGUGGGACUCUGGGGUAGUGACACGGCUCCAGGCCAAGCCACACAUUUUUGCUGUGACCUUGUGAACAUCGCUUACAUUCUUAAUGCACAAGCAAGAGCUCAUUCUGCUGGAGUUGUGCAAGGGGAAGGAGGCGUGCAGUUCGGAGGAGGAGAGAAGGACCCCCUGACCCUGUUCUCGCUAUCAGAAACGCUGUUGGAGACACUUAGUAAAGAUGUCUCACGAUUGCCACAUGAACAGCUCCAUGUCGCCAACCAUGCAUCCUGAUCAUCACCACACUACAGCAGCCUCGGGACAUGAUCAUGGAUCUGGGAUGAUGAUGAUGGCAAUGACUUUCCACUUCAGCUAUGAGAAUGUGCCAUUGCUGUUUUCUGGACUUACAAUCAAUACUGCUGGAGAAAUGGCUGGUGCUUUUGUGGCCGUCUUCUUCCUAGCCAUGUUUUAUGAAGGCCUUAAGAUUGCCCGAGAAUGUCUGCUUCGUAAAUCCCAAGUCAGCAUUCGCUACAACUCCAUGCCAGUGCCAGGUCCCAAUGGCACUAUCUUGAUGGAGACACACAAAACUGUUGGGCAGCAGAUGCUGAGCUUCCCUCACCUCCUGCAGACAGUACUGCACAUCAUUCAAGUCGUGGUCAGUUACUUCCUUAUGCUGAUCUUCAUGACGUACAACGGAUACCUCUGCAUAGCUGUGGCAGCAGGGGCAGGGAUGGGCUAUUUCUUCUUCAGCUGGAAAAAGGCAGUUGUUGUGGAUAUCACUGAGCACUGCCAUUAACACUGGACGCUGCCCAGAUGCCCCUCCAUCCCACUGCUCUCUUGAAAUGCAGCCAUCAUGAAGACUGGAUCAUUCCUAAGCUGAAAGAAAAGAUACAAAGAAAAUCAACUGGAGUUCACCACAAGUUCGUAGCUGGGGUGCAGGGAUGUGAGGAGCUGGAAUAUGCUGCUCCCCCAUGCUGCAGACUGGCAGCUGGGUUGACUCUUGAGGGUCCCGUGGUAGCCGUUGGCUAGGAUUUGCUUUAGUCUUAGGUUAUGCCAUGAUUGAAAUUAGUUGGCUGACAGAAAUGUAGAGUUUCUUCCUUUUUUUUAAACGUUUUGUUUUUAAAUUGUAAAUGCACAUCUGUGAAGGUUUUAUGAACAGUAGGUAAAGAUCAGAGUUUCCAAUGGAGCCUACAUGUGUGAAUGGCUAUUUUAAUUUUUUUUUUUUUAAUAUGUACAUAAUGCCAGGGGAGGAGAUCUUCCUGGCAUUGUGGCUUUUGGGGCCAAUGGCACCUUCUAAUGCAGAGUUCCAUAGGACUCAGCCUCUGAGGAAGACUUGGUGCUGCACAUCAGACACACUCAGGUCUGUCCUGGCAAGAGAGUACCUUGACCCCAGUGCUUCAGGGGGUCUAGGUGAGUCUGUCCUCCAAGCCCAUCAGAGUAAGACGAGUGUUGCUAGUCUUCUGAUACAUCCAGUGGUUUUACUCAGCUUCAAGUGAUAACAUUUCAGUUUGGCUGCUUUCACUUCCCAAUCAUGGAAAUAUAUGGAGUAGAUGCAGAACAAGAAUUGUGUAUUCACGGGGCAAAAAGAUUUUAAAUAUACCAAUGAACCCAUAUUGAUUUCAUGUUGGAUGGAUCUAGAGCUAGACUUCUGGCUUACUAAAACUAAUUCUGUAAAUGAAGCAAGAGCUAAAUGAUUUCUUGACACUAAAGGCUAACAUGUCUGAAAGGUUGUUCCUUGAGUGAAAUGAAAAAAGAAAACAACCUUGUUUCUGUAAAAGAGAGAUUUAGGAAAGUGAAGAAAGAAAAGAUAGGAUUACAGCAGCCUUCAGUUAAUUCUCAGGUGAAAUUUGGAGCAGCUUGGGCUGAUAUAAAAAAUAUUCCUAAUGCAAAUGACUCCUUUUUGUCUUAAUAAUCAUGCUGUGACUUUGUUAACUUGGAAGUGCAGGAGUUGAGAGUGCUAGCGGUGGAUACAUGUAGCGCAGUAAAGAACUUCCCAUUUGGUGCUAUGAGCUUUACACAUUUCAUGGGCAAAACAGGAUAGCUUCCUGGAUGGGUGAUGUGCAGAAAACACUUUGGGUUUUCCAAGGAGCAGUUUUGGUUUAGCACUUUUAUUACGCUGCUCCUUGUUGUAGGGAACGUUGUGCAGUUAGAAUAUGGCGCAGAGCUGGAGCCAGUUCUGCCCAGGAUGCUCUCUUCACGCCUGUAACUGGCUGAAGGGAAGGUGGUGAGAUUUCCAGAAGGCCACUGAAAAACAGACACCAUUUUCAGGCUGAUGACUAGGAUGUGCCACAUGAACAGGGAAUGCUUUUGAGAUGAAAGUGUCUGGGCACACUCAGUAGCAGUUUGUUGUUUUUUUUCCCCUCCAAAGACGCUACUAGUCGCGCUGUUAAGAGUAGCUACGUAAGGAAAGCUGAUCUUUGUGAAGAGGUUUCUCUGGCCUUUAUGCCUUACGGAGCACAGCCCAUUCCUGUAUGUGUGGAUUCUUCGCUGUGCUGAUGCUACCACCAGCAGAGCUCACCCUCUGAAUGGCAGCAGGAAGCCUGUUACUGCCGCUGCCUGGCGUCCUGCCGGGUCUUGAAUUACACCACCUGAAGUCAACCUUCCUGUGGAUGACGCCAGGUAUUUGUUUGGUCAUCUUGUUUUCUUUGGGCAGUGCAAAUAUAGAGCAGAAGGAGAUGAAUUAAAAGCAAGCUCAGGCUUCUAAAUAGCUUCUUUCAGUAACAAAUUUGCUUCUGGGUGAAAGAAGUAAAGCUAUUUCCAUGGAAAAAUUGUGGCAAUCUCCUGAUGAGAGACAGGCUAAGCUCUUCCCCAGUCAGGUCUUUGGAGGGAGUUGUGUCUGUAGCAGGCUGCAGAAGUCACAGGUAGACUGAUGCCCUCUCUCUGCAUCAGUCACGAAGUGAAGAUCUUCUGUGCCCUUGGGGAGUCAUGUUUCUCUGUGAGAGGGGAAGACAGACCCUUCCAGUCCCUAUGGGAAAGCUGCGAGGACAUCUUAGUGCUUGUCAGAGAAACGUGAAGCAGUUACGUGCUGGAGUUGGCUGUGUGUAUUUUGAAAGCUUUACGCUGCAGAGACCUCAUCCCUGAAGGGUUUCAGAGCCGAUGUUCCCAACACCUCUACUUUUGGCCUCUGGAACAAGCUGGAGCUGUUGCUGUUAUAGGGAUGCGUGAUUAUAGGGUACAGUGGCUUUGUGUGUUGACACUAGGUAAUUCAUAUACCUCUUGCUAUGUCUUUCUCUAAAAUAAAGCCUGUGCUUGGCCUGAUCUUGCUGUCACUGAAGCUUUUUAGCCACCUUUCGCAUUCAAGUGACCAGAUGUGAAUUCUCUGAUUGGAACGAUCAGAUAGGUGACGUUAGGAUCAUGCAAUUGCUGUGGCUUUUACGAUACAAAUUCAGUUCUGCAUCACUGUACAUGUAACCUCCCUUGAAUUGUUUCUCCCUUGUGGGUGAACACCUCUGUUUUCGAAGAGUCAUCCCUGCCCACCCUGUACAGGAGGGUGCGCACGGCUUUCUCCAGCGCGCAGAGGGAAGUGACGCUGACUUAGCAGGAAACUGGGCUGAAGUCCCCGAAGCCUAGCAGGUGCCCCAGCUGCCUUCCAGCAGCUCGUGAGCAUCACAGCGUGAACAUCAGGGGCUUGGGGGAGAGGUGCACAAGGGAAGGCCCGAAGAGGAGGGGGUUCAGGAGAGAAGAUGGCACUCUUACAGAAUGUGCUGUCUGCAGCGGGGACUCUUGCCUGUAGCUCUGCCCCCUUGGCACCCAGUGGAGAGCUGUGCCCUCUGUGCUGCUGAGCUUGCUGAUGCAGGGAGGCACAGCUGGGAGAGGGACAUCUGUAAUCCCAGCUCUGGCCAUGCUUUCUUUGGUUAAAUGUUGACAAUCCAGACAAGCCACCUACCUCCCCGUGUCCCUGCCUCCCUCUGGUCCUCCAGCUGCCACCAGCUGCCGUGCUCUUGGCCCAGGCUGGUGAUUGCCUUCCCAGACUGAGCAAAACCCAGCCUCCCGGCGAUGCCUUGCGCUGACUGCUUUUGCUGCAGUCCCAGCCUUUAUGCUGGCUGUAUUUAAAUUGUCCUGAUGUUAACACUAAACUCGCAUCGAGCAGUGCUUGGAGGGAGGUGAGGACUCUAAUGAUUAUUAGACUUGAGUAAAUUAAAUUCGUAUGUCAACACAUGUAGCAUGCUUAGAAUGUGAUGUCCUGUGUCUGUCUUUGAUCACACCCUGAUAUUCAGUCUCCACACGCUGUGCCUCUGGAUUAUCAUCCUGGAAGAAGUGCACAAAGUAUCCAGGCUGCGUUCAUCAGCUGGCUUCUGUUGUUUUUCUUGGAGUGCCUUUUCAGUUGGUCUGGAGCCAGUCCCGACAGAUCCAACAGGAUGUAUAGUUUUGUUUACAGUGGACUGUCACUUUUGAUUUUACUCUUGCUUUUUGUGGAGGUAACUUGUCUAAUGUUACUGUGCAUAUCAAGUCUCCUGUAUAUAAUUAACCAAUAAAAUAGAUUGCAUUUUA
Cygnus atratus (black swan) is the source of this 4808-nucleotide messenger RNA. It is a transcript of the gene SLC31A1, whose product is annotated as solute carrier family 31 member 1. Gene Ontology annotation, biological process: copper ion transmembrane transport. The coding region runs from base 559 to 1113 and encodes 184 amino acids. NCBI's taxonomy places the organism in Eukaryota, Metazoa, Chordata, Aves, Anseriformes, Anatidae. The transcript has 6 exons. Gene Ontology annotation, cellular component: membrane. Gene Ontology annotation, molecular function: copper ion transmembrane transporter activity. The record is from RefSeq and is a predicted model, not a curated record.